Caenorhabditis angaria is the source of this 3803-nucleotide messenger RNA. The record is from the annotation of a GenBank genome assembly. NCBI's taxonomy places the organism in Eukaryota, Metazoa, Nematoda, Chromadorea, Rhabditida, Rhabditidae.
AUGUUCUCCUCCUCAUUUUCACGCGAAAAUCAACCGUCAGAGUUGGAUUUCACGCAAAUCUCCUCAAUCGGCGAACCAAUCGAUCAAUCCACUCCCGCAUAUCUUUUUGGAGGCGGAAAGCGGAAAAGCAUGGCUCCUACUCAACUAAACUCUAGUUUCGGAGCUUCCGCACCUUCCGCGGACAUUUUUGCGUCACCUGCCGCAACGCAACACGCGUCAAAAUCCGUGCAUUGGUCGCCAGCCUUAGUUCAACAGAAAAACGCGGCUUCCGCGACGCCAACACAACAAAAUGAGGUGGCAAAAGUUGCGGCAGGCUUUCCGCAAGCUGCCGCUGGUGCUGCUGCACCACCGUUGCGUUCGCUGCGCGAUCAAUUGGAGCCGGCGAAAAAGUUGUCGCGCAGAGCGACUUUUGCUGCAAGAGGAAGCGGACAUGUUAGCUCGCCACUGGCGCAAAGAAAUGGUGAGGUUUUUUGGGGUGGGAAGCUGGAAAUUUGUCUGAAAAUCGAACAUUUCGCUGAAAAUCUGGUUUUUUAGCUGGAAAACUUGAUUUUUCAGCUGUAAAUCUAAAAAAUGAUGAAAAAUAGUUGAAAGUUCAAGUUUUCAAUAAAAAUCUGCAUUUUAAAUUAAAAAAACUCGAAUUUUCAGCAAAAAUCUGAAGAAAACCUUCAGUUUUGCGUGAAAAUCGAAGAAACGAUGACAAUUUGUCUGAAAAUCGAAAAUGUUGCUGAAAAUCUCGAUUUCUAGCUGGAAAACUCGAAUUUUCAGCUGAAAUUCGAAGAAACAAUGAAAAUUCGUCUGAAAAUGCAAAAAAUUGACUGAAAAUCCGGAUUUUCAGCUAGAAAACUCGAAUUUUCAGCUGAAAUUCGAAGAAAAUAUUCAGUUUUGCCUGAAAAUCGAAGAAACAAUGAAAAUUUGUCUGAAAAUCAAAAAAAUGACUGAAAAUCUCGAUUUCUAGCUGGAAAACUCGAAUUUUAGCUGAAAUUUGAAGAAAUCCUUCAGUUUUGGCUGAAAAUCGAAAAUGUAGCUGAAAAUCUCGCUUUCUAGCUGGAAAACUCGAAUUUCUGGCUGAAAAUGCAGAUUUUCAGCUAAAAAUCAUCUUUUCCAUAAAAUCUACCGGAAAAUCAAAUGAAAUGUGCUUAAAAUGGCGAAGAAGCUGAAUUUUUUAGCUGAAAAGGCAAAUUUUCGCGAAGAACUCGGACUUUCAGCUUUUAAACAAGUAAAUUGUGCUGAUAAUCGUGAAGAAGCUGAAUUUCUGGCUGAAAAUCCAAGUUUUCCAUGGUAAUCUCCAUUUUUAGCUAGAAAACUCGAAUUUUUAGCUAAAAUUUGAAGAAAUUCCGAUUUUCUAGCUAAACAUCAUUAUUUCUCAUGAAAAACUUGAAUUUUCAGUCAAUUUUCAGCAUUUUCAGACUAUUUUCAGUUAAAUUUCAUAGAAAACUACAAAGUUUAGCAAAACUUCAAGUUUUCUAGCUAAAACAUCGAUAAAUUUCCUUUUUCCAGUUCCAUUGCCUACCGUAUCAACUACAGUAACCCAAGAAUCGUCUCAAGACCCAAACACAACAACUUUCUCCUCAACAACCCAACAAAUCUUCCAAAAUUCCCCACAAGACACAGCCGACACUUGGGUUACCGUAUUCGGAUUCCAAUCCGCGGCGCAAAUCCCGGCAAUUUUGAAUUUAUUUUCGCGCCACGGACAAGUUGUCAGCCAUCAGGCGCCGCCCAACAAAAAUUGGAUUCACAUCCGAUAUUCGUGUGUCACACACGCCCAUCAAGCUCUCAGCCGAAAUGCGACGCUUUUUGAUCAGAACGCGAUGAUUGGGGUGAUGCCGUGCAGUUGUAAGGUAUAUUUUUCGAAUUUUUUGAUGAAAAUUAGCCAGAAAUAUUGAUUUUCGGUUGAAAAUGACUCAAAAUGAGCCGAAAAACAUGAAAAUUGGCCAGAAAUGACCUAAAAUUGUUCUUUUUGCCUUAAAAAGCAUUCCGAAGCUUUAUCCCAAACCAAAAACCUUGUAUUUUCUUUCCUGAUCAAAUUUUUGAUGAAAAUCAGCCAGAAAUAUUGAUUUUUGGUUGAAAAUGAGCCAAAAAACAUGAAAAUUGGCCAAAAAUGACCCGAAAUAGCUCAUUUUGACCUAAACUUAUCAAAAAUCCCGUUUUUCAGCUUAAAAAUGACCUAAAAUUGCUCAUUUUUGCUCAAGUUCAUCAAAAAUCAUCUAAAAUUGCUCAUUUAACCUAAAAUUCAUGAAAAUCACGAUUUUCAGCUCAAAAAUUCUCCAAAAUUGCUCUUUUUCACCUAAGUUUGAAAAAAAAUUAGUAAAAAUUGCUCAUUGAAGCUAAAAUUCAUGAAAAUCAUGAUUUUCAGCUCAGAAAUGACCUAAAAUUGCUCAUUUAACCUAAAAUUCAUGAAAAUCAUGAUUUUCAGCACAAAAAUGCUCAUUUUAACCUAUAAGAAGCUCCGCCCACUUUUCUGUGCUCUCCGAAAUCCAAAAUCCCCAUUUUUCCAGGAAAUCAUCAACGGAACCGCAUCGGGAAUAGUUUUACGUAGCGCUGGCCUAAAUUUGAAUGGCCUAGAAAACGCGUCGUUCUCCUCGUCCCCGGCCAUGCAUCAUCAUCAAUCGAUAAUUGAACAACAAGAAGAGGAGGAGCCGGAAAAUUUGACGGGAGUUCCGCAUGCCGCGAACAGAAGUGCAUUUUUGAAUGCGUCGCAAUUUGACACGUCGUUGAAGUGAGUUUGGCUGAAAAUGCUGAAAAUUUGAGUGAAAAUUGAUGAAUUUCAGGCUGAAAAUCGUGAAAAUUGGCGAUUUUUGAAUCAAAAAUCUUGAAAAUUGAUUAAUUUUGACCCAGAAAAUUGAACCCCGAAAUAUUACGUUUCAAAAAAAUUUGAAAUUCUCGAAAAUUUUUUUUGAACGAUUGAUAUUCUUUUUUUGGUCUUUAAAAAACUUGAGACAUUUAACAGCCGGAAACCAUUAAUUUCAGGCUGAAAAUGCUGAAAAUUUGAAAUUUAAACCUGAAAAUCUUGAAAAUUGAUGAUUUUUGACCCUGAUACGUCGAAUUUUCCAAAUUUUUCAGUUCAAAAUUCAACCCCGAAAAAUUAUGUUUCAAAAAAUGUUCUUUGAACAAUAUGUUUUGGAAUAUUUUGAUAUUAAAAAACCACAGGUCCCCGCCCAUUUUUGCAAUUUUGCCGCAUGGUUUUUGAGAGCUUUAAUUUGAUACCAAAUAAGCCUAGGCCCCGCCUAUUUUUUGCAAUUUUGCCGCAUGGUUUUUGAGAGCUUUAAUCUGAUACCAAACAAGCUUAGGCUCCGCCUACUUUUGCAAUUUUGCCGCAUGGUUUUUGAGCCUAGAAAAUACACAUUUUUGAUGAGAAACUAUGCCGCAAAACUGCAAAAAGGGGCGGAGCCUAGCAUUGUUUGGUUUCAAAUUGAAGCUUUUCAAAAAGCAUGCCGCAAAAUUGCGAAAAUGGGCGGGGCCUAGGCUUGUUUGGUUUCAAAUUAAAGCCCUCAAAAAACCAUGCCGCAAACUUGCAAAAAGUGGGCGUGGCUUCCCGAAAAUUUUGUAACCUAAUACAUAUUUUUUUCCAAAAAAUAAACAAAACAAAAAUUAUCGAUUUUUCUCUUGCAGUUCUUCUCGAUUAUCGGUUCGCUCAGCAGCUGGAAUGCGUCCAUUGGCAGCCUAUAAUGUGAGUUUUUUCGGGCCCGAAAUUACACCUAAAAAGCCCCAUUUUUCAGGCCGAAAACGCUACUCGAAACGGCCCAAAUCAGGCUCAAAACGAGGGAUUUUUGAACAAAUUGUGGACCUCAAUUGGACUUCACUAA